UCUUUAAACUAGAGUAGGUGCUAUAAAUAUAGGUUUUUCAACUGAUAUUAAUUUUAUAGCUAUUUAUUCUGAUAUUUCUUACAAUAAGGAAGAUUAGUUACAGGUAAUUAUGUAGGCCUAUAUUAAAUCAUUCAUUAUUACCACUUUCACAAUAUCUCAGAACUGUCAGUCAGUCGAAAGUACGAAACACUUAGCCAAAAUGAUGAACGAAAAAGAACAAACACAAACAGAGAACGAGUACGAAAUGGCAACUCCUAAACGUCCAUACAAUUACCUUCUUUUAGUGUUGUGUGAAGUGGCAUUAAGAGAUUAUAAUCCAGAAGAAGAUUCCAUUAGUUCCGAAAAUGCUGAAGCUACUAAUGAUCAUCAGCCAAAUGAAUUGACCAAUAAUCAAUCACCAGAAACAGGUUUUUCUGAUGAAGAAGACACCGACAACGAUGACUCGUCUAAUGAUGAGUCCGUUUCGGAAUCAGAACAUUUUACUGAUGAAAGUGACUCAAAUUGGCAACCAAUCGAGGAAGUUACCCCUAAAAGGAGAAGAUUACACAUAAAUCCUCAAGUAUAUAGUAGUGAUGAACAAGUUGCGCCAAUCAUUAAAAGAAAGAAAAUAACACCAAUUAGUCAGUCCCAAUCACCGGACUACGUGGUGAUUGGGUCAGGUGGUAACAAAGUGCCAAGGGAUGCGUACGAGAAGAUUAAUUGGAAAAAUUAUAGAAUAGCCACGAGGAAAUUAAUGAACUUGCUGUUCACUAAGAAAACGAUGGCUACCUCUUCGUUGACGGGGAAAAAGAGUCCGGCUUUUCUGCACAAAAAGUGUAAGCCGCAGUUGAACCCAAUAAUUGUGGGGGACAUUGUGGAAUGUAUUGAGAAGAACUGUGAGGUGGACCGUCAACGAAUCCGCAACGUUUUUACCACCAAAUGUGCGGAUGAGAACAAGAUAUUAAGACGGCUACAAAUUGAUAAGGGUAAAUAGGAGACAUUUUAACAUAUUGUAAAUAAUGUACAUAAUGUAAAUAACAUAAAUAAAUAUGUAGUGUAAUGUAAA
Molecule: messenger RNA, 1045 nt
Organism: Aethina tumida (small hive beetle)
Lineage: Eukaryota; Metazoa; Arthropoda; Insecta; Coleoptera; Nitidulidae
Product: protein insensitive-like
Exons: 1
Coding region: 200-973 (257 amino acids)
Biological process (GO): negative regulation of Notch signaling pathway; positive regulation of neuron differentiation
Cellular component (GO): nucleus
Molecular function (GO): DNA binding; transcription corepressor activity
Source: RefSeq, a predicted model, not a curated record